AUGAAACAAGUCAAUUGCUACUCCUGGCAGGAACGCCCCUGCAGCGCAGCAGCAGCAGCAGCAGCAGCAGCAGGAGCUGCAGCAGGCGCAGCCGCAGCAAACCCAGCAGCGAAGGCGGCAACAGCAGCAGCAGCACCAACAGCAACACCAACAGGCAGCAGAGAGCAGCCAGCAGCACCAUUAGCAGCACCAACAACAGCAGGCAGCAUCAGCAGCAGCAGCACCAACACCAACAGCAGCAGGCAGCAGCAGCAGCAGCAGCAGCAGCAGCCGCAGCAGCAGCAGCAACACGAACACCAACAACAGCAGACAGCAGCAGCAGCAGCCGCAGCAGCAGCAGCAACACGAACACCAACAACAUCAGGCAGCAGCAGCAGCAGCAGCAGCAGCAGCAGCAGCAGCAGCAGCAGCGGCAGCAGCAGCAGCGGCGGCGGGGGGCGUGGGGAGCGGUUUGCUGCUGCUGAGUUGCUGCACUUGCGCAAAAGUGAAGCUUUUGGCUUUCUUUUUAUUCUUUCUUUAAAUCUUUUAAAAUAUAAUUUACUCAGCAGCAGCAAACACAAACACGCAACAACCACAACUCCCCCACACCCAACUCCCCACGGCACCAGGGGCCCCCUGGGGGCCCCCUGGGGGCCCCUUGGAGGCCCCUUGGGGGCCCCCUGGAGGCCCCUUUGGGGCCCCUUGAGGGCCCCUUCGGGGCCCCUUGGAGGCCCCUUUAAGGCCCCUUGGAGGCCCCUUUGGGGCCCCUUGGAGACCCCUUUGGGGCCCCUUUGGGGCCCCUUGGGGGCCCCCUGGGGGCCCCUGGGGGCCCCUGGAAAAGGGUCUGGACUGACCUGCAGCAACAGCAGCAGCGGCGUAGGCCGUGCAUGCGUAGAGGGUUUUGGUGCGGGGCUGUGGGGUUUUGUAGCCGCCGACUCUGUCGACAGUGAGGCCCCCCAUGAGGACUCCAGCCACGGGAGAGGAAGCAGCAACAGCAGCAAAAGUCAACAUUGCUGCAGCAGGACUCAGCUGCAGCAGCGAGGCGUACAGCACAGUGCCCCAGAACUGCACGCCAGUCACCACGAACAGCAACGCGCACAGAGUCAGCACCGGAAACACGUACAUCGGCGUCCUGCAGCAGCAGCAGCAGCAGUAGCAGCAGCAGCAGCAGCAGCAGCAGCAGCGGCGGCGGGUGAGCGGCGGGAGAGGCGGGAUGGACGCCCGCGUGCGCCAGCCAGCAGCAGCAGCAGCAGCAGCAGCAGCAGCAACGCAGCGCUAGCGGUGCAGCAGCAGCUGCGUGGAACGCACGCGCUGCGACGCUGCAGCAGCAGCAGCAGCAGCAGCAGCAGCAGCAGCAAAGGCAGUCGCUGCUGCCGCAGCAGCAGCUCGCGAAACAGAUGCGCAGCAACACUGCAGCAGCAGCAGCAGCAGCAGCAGCAGCAAACUUGA
Eimeria necatrix is the source of this 1428-nucleotide messenger RNA. RefSeq lists its product as hypothetical. The transcript has a single exon. The coding region runs from base 1 to 1428 and encodes 475 amino acids. NCBI's taxonomy places the organism in Eukaryota, Apicomplexa, Conoidasida, Eucoccidiorida, Eimeriidae. The record is from RefSeq and is a predicted model, not a curated record.